This is a messenger RNA of Penicillium coprophilum, 1896 nucleotides long. RefSeq names its product NupC/NupG family nucleoside CNT transporter. Lineage: Eukaryota; Fungi; Ascomycota; Eurotiomycetes; Eurotiales; Aspergillaceae. Gene Ontology annotation, biological process: nucleoside transmembrane transport. Gene Ontology annotation, molecular function: symporter activity; nucleoside transmembrane transporter activity. The transcript is spliced from 3 exons. The annotation marks the transcript as partial. The record is from RefSeq and is a predicted model, not a curated record. Gene Ontology annotation, cellular component: membrane.
CUCGAGUCUGCGAAGUUGAAGAUGGAUAAGACACAGGAAGUCGAUCCCAGGGGAUCGCAGGUGCAUCAUGUAGAUCCUGCAUUGGAUCCUGAGAAUCAGCAUCACCAUGCUCAUCAUCACCACACUGCCUUCGCCGAAAAGGGACGUGAGGAUGAAGUGAUCUACACCAAGGAUGUGCCAUUUGAGAAAGGCCCGGAGCCAACACCUCUGGAACAGAGCAGCAAAAACUCCGACGAAGAAGCCGGCGAGAACCUCCCAGCCCAGCGUACCUGGUAUCGCCGUGUGGGAAGACAAUGGAGACAUAUGGUCCAUGCUGUGGUCUGGCUUCUGUUUACUGGCUGGUGGAUUGCCGGCCUAAUCCUACACAGACAUGAUAUCGGAUGGCUCAAACCAUUCCUACUCUGGCUUGCCAUCACCCUACGAAUCAUUUUCUUUUAUGUUCCCAUUACUAUAAUCUCAAAGCCCAUGCACUGGGUCUGGGAGCGCACUGCUCAUCCUUUCGUACGCUUGAUCCCCGAGAAGCUCAGAACACCCGCUGCUGCCCUGCUUUGCAUCGGUGUGAUCCUUAUCGGCGCAUUUGCGUCUGAAGAGUCCCUGGAUAACACCCGCAAAAACCGUGCCGUCAGUCUGUUCGGAAUGAUAGUCUGCAUCUUUGGGCUAUGGGCAACAUCUCGAAACCGCAAGAAGAUCAUCUGGCACACGGUCAUUGUCGGCAUGCUGGCGCAAUUCAUUAUUGCCCUGUUCGUGCUCCGCACCACUGCAGGCUACGAUAUCUUCAACUUCAUCUCGGAAUUAGCCCGUGACUUGCUUGGUUUUGCUGCCGACGGAGUCAUCUUCUUGACCAGCAAUGAUUUCUACAACUUUGGUGACGGAUUCCACCCAUCACAAUUUUUCCUUAUCACUGUCUGCGCCGCCAUCGUUUUCUUCGUCGCCUUCGUCCAGCUUCUAUACCACUGGAAGGUCGUGCAGUGGUUCAUCGGCAAGUUCGCCGUCUUCUUCCACUGGAGUAUGCGGGUUUCUGGUGCCGAAGCCGUCGUCGCCGCCGCAUCCCCCUUCAUCGGCCAGGGUGAAUCAGCCAUGCUGAUCCGUCCUUUCGUCGCCCAUCUUACCAUGGCAGAGCUGCACCAGAUCAUGUGCUCCGGCUUCGCCACCAUCGCAGGAAGCGUCCUGAUCGCCUAUAUCAGUAUCGGUGUUAACCCACAGGCAAUGGUCAGCGCCUGUGUCAUGAGCAUUCCCGCCUCACUGGCAGUCUCGAAGAUGCGCUGGCCCGAAGAGGAAGAGACCCUCACUGCAGGUCGAGUCGUUAUUCCCGACGAUGAGCAGCACCAGGCCGCUAAUUCUCUUCACGCAUUCACCAACGGAACCUGGCUCGGUCUGAAGAUUGCUGCCAUGAUUACAUCAACCCUCCUGUGUAUCAUUGCUCUCGUCGGUCUCGUUAACGGUCUUCUCACCUGGUGGGGCCGAUACCUGAACAUCAACGACCCCCCACUGACCCUCGAGCUGAUCGUCGGAUACAUCUGCUACCCUAUUGCCUUCCUGCUCGGCGUCUCCCGCGACGGGGACCUGCUGUUGGUCGGCAAGCUGAUUGGUACCAAGCUUGUUACCAACGAGUUCGUCGCCUACGAUGCCCUCCAGCAUAACGCCGAGUAUGCAGUUCUUUCGGACCGCUCUCGCCUCAUCGUUACAUACGCACUCUGUGGAUUCGCCAACAUCGGCUCCCUCGGUAACCAGAUUGGUGUCCUAUCGCAGCUCGCCCCUGGUCGGGCUAAUGAUGUCUCGCGUGUCGCUGUCAGCGCUAUGAUAACUGGAGCUAUCAGUACUUUCACUAGUGCAACGGUUGCUGGCUUGUUGAUUACCAAUGAGAAGCAAUACUUCGCUGCCACCCCCGCCGCCUAG